GUACGUAUCAAAGAAAUGUUGGUAAUACCGCGUUUAUCCGACGAAUUAAGGGAUGCUUCUCGCUUCGUAGCGGCCAGCCAUUCGAGAAACUUUGAUCAUUUAAAUGCAGAUCAACCUGUACAUCUUUGUUUGCACAGUCACAAUUCAAGCCCUGUCAUGGAAAGUACGAACAUAUCCAUUCAUUCACAGCGAGGCGAGGCGCACGAAGGCUUUACGAAGUUAACUCUCGGGAAGCGAGAGAAGAGGAGGCGACAUCCUUAUGCUCCGACGAGGAAGAAGACAGAGCUUUGUGAUCCCGCGUGUAAUUCGGCUCGCUCGAGUUGAGGAGGAACGGGGCAAUUCGAAGGGCGACGUGCAUGAUCGUCCGCGAGAUGGAUCGCGGGGAAACGUACGGAAGCCGAGGUUGCGGGAUACAAGUGGACGAC
Messenger RNA from Apis florea (little honeybee), 425 nucleotides. RefSeq names its product serotonin receptor (gene 5-HT1). Gene Ontology annotation, cellular component: plasma membrane. The record is from RefSeq and is a predicted model, not a curated record. Lineage: Eukaryota; Metazoa; Arthropoda; Insecta; Hymenoptera; Apidae. Gene Ontology annotation, biological process: positive regulation of MAPK cascade; adenylate cyclase-activating adrenergic receptor signaling pathway. Gene Ontology annotation, molecular function: G protein-coupled receptor activity.